AUGUGCGACUGUUUCCACCUGGCCUUCCCCAACUGGCACGCUGCCUCCUCAGGGACGGCUGCUCGAAGGGCGAGAGGACCAGAGUCCGGGAAAGAGGACGAGUCAAUAUGUGACGACGAGCCACCUCAGUUCACCGAGGGAGAAAGACCUCGCCCUCAAGGAUCGUCCCCCGUCGAAGAGUUUCCUGAAACUGAGAAAUACACCGACAGUGACAAGGAGUGUGAAGCGGAGCAUGACCCACACCACAAAAGAGGGAAGAAAACAAAAAAGUCUGGGUUUGGGUCCAUGUUUGACAAGCACUCAACUCCCAAGAUGAGUAAACUGAAGGAAGUACACAGCCCUGAGUCAGGGGUGAUUGUGAAAACAGCCAAAGAUGGAUGUGCGGAAGGUCUCAUUUAUGGUGGAGGUGGUAAAGAGGGAAUCUUCAUUAAGGACGUGGUACCAGAGUCACCUGCCUCAAAGAGUCUAAAACUGAAACAAGGUGAUCAGGUUCUGAGCGCCACUGUGUAUUUCGACAAUGUGUCAUAUGAGGAUGCCAUUCAGAUUCUGGAGCAUGCUCAGGCUUACAAAGUGAAGCUCUGCUUGAAACGCCAACCAGACAUCACAGAGACUGAACCAGUCAUCGAAUCUGACGUCAUCCCUGAAGAAGACCUCUUCGCUCCAGAGAUGAGGGAGCAAGAAAAAACUAAGAGGCGUGGUGAUACUCGAAUUUCAUGGCCUAAGUUUCCCUCCUUUGGCAAAGGACGGAAGUCACGUUUUACAAGGUCUCACAGUUCCUCAGAAGCUGAGGAUCAGAGAAAGUUGGAGCUGAGCCCCAGUACAAGUUACACAGAGUCACCUAUAAAAUCUCAGGAUGCCCUCAAAGGCAAGAAGAGGCAUAAGAUAAAGCUUUCUGUCCUAACGAGAAAAGGACGUGUAAGUUCAUCUGAAGAACAGGACACAGACACACCAACAACUGGGCAGAUCAGUGGUGUUGACAUUCACCAGACACAGGAAGCAUCAGACAGCUUUGAAAGCCCCCCUGGAGAAACACCUGAAGCCUAUGCGACAGACGUUUUGACGGUAGUGGAAGGGUCAGACUUGAGACUUGAAGAAAAUCAGAAAAAACUGACUGAGCCAGAAACUGUUCAACACAAAGUUGAACUGAUCACCAUAGAUAGCACUAUGAAAACAACAGAUCUAACUACGGCUCUGACAGAUCAAGAAAGCUCCUCUCCUAUCAAGUCCCCCGAUGGAAAGAAAAAAAAGAAGGAAAAGUCUGAAUUAAAAAUGAAAAUUUUGGGGAGGGAUAAGCUUAAGAAAGAUUCAAAAGAGAAAUCCUCACCUAAAAGGCUGAAAACGCUGGGGGCAAGUAUAGAAAAAACAGAUCAACCUGAAAAUCAAAAAUCUGAUGUCAUCCCAGUUGUUGAUACCCAAAUAAUCAGCAGUGAGAGUCCAAAAGCCAAAUCAGUGACACCAGUGAAAAUAAGUGUACCACAGGUUGAACUGGGUAUAUCUGAUAUUGCACUUGUAAAAAAAUCUCCAAAGAAAGGCGAAGAAAAAACCAAGAAAGGCAAGGGCAUUAAACAAAAACAAGACACAAAGACAAGUCCAACAUUCAAACUGCCUAAAGUAGGCUUCAGUGACAUUGCCACUGAGGAAACUAUACAAAAAAUUAACGUAAAUGUUGAAGAAAGCAAAACAAAUAUCAAGCAAUUUACAACUGAGGGUAAAGAUGUAACAGAAGACCCUUAUGACAAACUGUCAAAAAGCACCGUUUCUGGAACACAACUUCCCAAACGGGAAGACAUUGAGAUCCCAGGUAUGGAGGAUGUGUCCAAGGGGAUAAAAGCCAAAGGAAUUAAAGUGCCUAAAGCAGUUUUUACAGGACCUUAUGAAGAAAUCCAGUCUGAAACUGUACAAAUGUCAAUUGAUGUCAACAGUGUGAAAGAGGCAGUUUCAAAAUUGCCUGGAUUUAAGUUGCCAAAGGUCGAUACGUUUGGCAUGCAAAUUCCAGAGGAAAUUACUGUGAUAGAUGCAAAUGCACAAAGAAUAUCAGUGAAAACACCAACAAAAGUUGUAGAUACCAAAACAAAACAAGAGGCACACGUCACUAAAUUUGAUGUAACUGCCUCUCCAGAAAUCCCCAAGACUUCAAUCAAACUACCAAAGAUCAAACCUGAGGAUGUAACCUCAGAGGAACUUGUUAGUGAGGUCAAGGUAGAUCUUGAAAAGGAAUCCAGAGCAAAGCAAAAACAAAGCAACAAAGAUAUUAAAACUGGCUUCAUUAAACAAGAAGAUAUUAUUAUAAUUGGAAAAGAGAGUCCAGAAAAGUUAGCCAUUCAUCAGACGCCAGAAACUGAGAAAACAAAAGGCACAGGGGAUAUCAAAUUGGAAUAUGAACUUACAACUGCACUCAGUUCAAAAGAAUCAGAUAACAAAUCAAAGAAGGCAAAGAUAGCAGUGCCUAGCUUUGGGAUUGCAAUACCAGACAUAAGUAUCCCUAACUUUGGAAUUGAUUUUCCAAAGCAAAAUAUCUCUGAGCAAAAAGGUGAUGAAGUAAAAGGAGAAAGGACUACAUUCCUCCACGAAGGAAAGAUGUCAAAAACUGAAAGAGGGAAAGACAAGAGGCAGCUUGGAGGAGUCAUGCCUGAUAUCAAAAUACCUGCAAUCGAAACAUCUGCAAUGACAACUGAAGGUGAACUGGAAGCUCCCAGGGAUGACUUUGAAUACAUUGAUUCAGUAGGUGGCUCACUAGCCAUGAAGGAUGGGGGCAUUAGGCAUACAGGUUUUGGUGUUAAAAUUGAUGCUGCAAAGGCAAAGGCUGAUGUCUCUUUUCCUGAGAUCAGAGGUGAAAUCAAAGAUGUUGAAGCUGAGGAGCACAUAAACAAACUGCCCAAAUUUGGAGCUGUUAUUCCGGAUAUCAGUGAAAAUGUACCUGAUGCAGCUAAGGAUAUAAACAUUGAUGGGGCAGAGAUAAAAACACUUGAAAAAGAAGGAAAGGGUAGUAAGUUUAAAAUGCCAGGUCUCAGUAUCUCCAUGCCAAAGGUGAAAGGACCUAAAAUGGAUGUAGGCCUCACAAAGACAAAGACAGAUGUAGAUGUGAGACUCACAGAGGACAUUACUCUAGCAAGUGCAGAUGUUUCGAUUCCAGAGCAAAAGCUGGAAAUCAAAAAUCUGCAGUCUGAGGGUGACUUUGAUGGACAAGGAAGCAAGUUCAAAAUACCAAAGUUUGGAAUCAAAAUGCCAAAAAUGAAAGGGCCUGGAUUUGAUUUAAGCUUAUCAAAGAAAGACGUAGAUGUUACACUACCAAAGGCUAAAAGUGAGGUCAAACUCCCAGAAGCCCCUGAUGUUGAUGUUAUUCCAGGGAAAAAGCUGGAAGUCAAAAAACCUGAACUGGAAAUCAAAAAUCUGCAGUCUGAAGGUGAUCUUGAUGGAGGAGAAAGCAAGUUCAAAAUACCAAAGUUUGGAAUCAAAAUGCCAAAAAUGAAAGGGCCUGAAUUUGAUUUAAGCUUAUCAAAGAAAGACGUAGAUGUUACACUACCAGAGGCUAAAAGUGAGGUCAAACUCCCAGAAGCCCCUGAUGUUGAUGUUACUCUUGGAAAAGUAGAUGUUUCCAUUCCAGGGAAAAAGCUCGAAGUCAAAAAACCUGAACUGGAAAUCCAACCUCUGCAGAUUGAAGGUGAGCUUGAUGGACAAGGAAGCAAGUUCAAAAUGCCAAAGUUGCGAUUUGCAAUGCCAAAAAAAAAGGGGCCUGAAUUUGAUUUAAGCUUAUCAAAGAAAGACAUAGAUGUCCCAAAGGCUACAGCUAAGGUAAAAUUCUCUGAAGCCCCUGAUGUUGAUGUUACUCUUGGAAGAGUAGAUGUUUCCAUUCCGGAGCAAAAGCUGGAAGUCAAAAAGCCUGAAUUGGAAAUCCAACCUCUGCAGAUUGAAGGUGAGCUUGGUGGACAAGGAAGCAAAUUUAAGAUGCCAAAGUUUGGUAUCAAAAUACCCAAAAUAAAAGGUCCUGAAUUUGAUUUAAGCUCAUCAAAGAAAGAUAUGGAUGUCUCAGAGGCUACAGCUGAGGUAAAAUUCCCUGAAGCCCCUGAGAUUGAUAUUACUCCCGAAAACAUAGCUAUUUCUAGCCCUGAGCUAAAGAUGGAGGUUGAAAAAUCUCUGGAAACUGAGGGUGAACUUGAUGGACAAGGAGGCAAGUUCAAAAUGCCAAAGUUUGGUAUCAAAAUACCAAAAAUAAAGGGGCCUGAAUUUGAUUUAAGCUUAUCAAAGAAGGGCGUAGAUGUCCCAGAGGCUACAGCUGAUGUCAAAUUCCUUGAAGCCCCCGAGAUUGAUAUUACUCAGGGGACCAUAGAUGUUUCUAUUCCGGAGCAAAUACUGGGGGUUGAAAAACCUCAGUUGGAUAUCAAACCUCUGCAGAUUGAAGGUGAACUUGAUGGACAAGGAGGAAAGUUCAAAAAGCCAAAGUUUGGUAUCAAAAUGCCAAAAGUCAAAGGGCCUGAAAUUGAUUUCAGCACAUCAAAGAAAGAUGUAGAUAUUACACUACCAGAAGCCAAAGCUGAAGUCAAACUUCCUGAUGUUGAACUAAAGGGACCCUCUGCUAAAGUAGAAAUUAAAGCUCCUGAAACCAGAGGUACAGGAAAGGCUGCAGAAGGAUCACCAUUAAAAUUUAAAAUGCCAAUUUUCAAACUACCCAAAUUUGGAACUGCUACUCCAAAUGUCAGUGUUCAAAUAUCUGAUAAAAACAAAGACAUUCAAAUUCCCGAAACACAACUGAAAACACCUGAAGAUGGUGGCACAGUUGGCAUUACAGUAACUAGCACUGAUAUUGAAAGUCCAUCUCUUGAUGUGAAAACAACAGCAGCUGAACUUGAUGGAAAAGGAGGCAAGUUCAAAAUGCCAAAAUUUGGAAUAUCAUUGCCAAAAGUUAAAGGUCCUGAAAUUGAUUUAAGCUUGUCAAAGAAAGAUGUAGAUGCCACAUUGCCUGAAUCAGAAGUCAAACUUCCUGAUGUUGACCAUGGAUUUAAAGUCAAGCUUAAAGCUCCAGAGAUUGAAGUUCAUCAAAAGGAUGUUGAAGGAUCACCAUCAAAAUUUAAGAUCUCUGCAGAAGUACCUGAUAUUGCCAAAGAUUUCAAAAUCGAUGGAUCUGACAUUAAUAUUUCAGGGAAGGAGUCUGUGGUUAACAUUGCCACACCCAGCAUUGACAUUGAAGGGCCAUCAAUAGAUAUGAAAACAACAGGUACAGAACAUGAGGGAAAAGGAAGCAAAUUUAAAAUGCCAAAGUUGGGAAUGUCAAUGCCUCACAUGAAAGGACCUGAAAUUCACUUUGGCUUAUCAAAGAAGGAUGCAGAUGUCACACUACCAGAAGCCAAAGCUGAAGUCAAACUACCUGACAUUGAACUAAAAGAAUCCAAACCUUUGCAUACUGAAGUGGAACUUGAAAGAGAAGGAAGCAAGUUCAAAACGCCAAAGUUUGGCAUGUCAGUGCCAAAAGUAAAAGUACCUGAAAUUGAUUUAAGUUUAUCAAAGAAAGGUAUAGAUGUCACACUACCAGAUGCUAAGGCUGGGGUUGAACUCCCAGAUGCUCCUACAGUUGCUGUGGAUAUGAAACCACCAGAGUGUGAAGCAGAAAUUGAUGGGCAUGGAAGCAAGUUUAAAAUGCCAAAGUUUGGAAUCACAAUGCCAAAAGUAAAAGGGCCUGAAAUUGAUUUAAGCUUCAUGAAGAAAGAUGUAGAUGUAUCCCUACCAGACUCCAAAGUUGAAGUGGAUAUUAAAGCACCUGCAAUUGAAGGAGGUGAGUUGAAAACACCAAAAGAGCUUGAACUAGAAAAGCAUGAACUGGAAAUUCUGUCUGAAAGUGAACUUGAUGGACAAGGAAAAAAGUUCAAAAUGCCUAAGUUUGGAAUGUCACUUCCAAAAGUAAAAGGACCAGAAAUUGAUGUCAGCUUAUCAAAGAAAGAUGUAGAUGCCACACUACCAGAAGCCAGUGCAGAAGUCAACCAACCUGAUGUUGAACUAAAAGAACCUUCUGCUAAAGUGGAAAUGAAAGCUCCUGAGAUUGAAGCUCAACUAAGCAGUGUGAAAGGAUCACCAUCAAGAUUUAAAAUGCCAACAUUCAAAUUUCCUAAAUUUGGAGCUGCCACACCAAAUAUUAGUGUUGAGGUACCUGAUAUAGACAAAGACAUUAAAAUUGAUGUAGCUGACAUGGAAAUAUCUGUACCACAAAAAGAUGUUGAUGUACCAGAAGUUAAAACAGGGAUCCGUUUGCCAGAGGUUGAAGUCAAAGGCAGUGCUGUGAUGGAGCAGCAGCCAGGUGUGGAGGUAGAUGCUAAACUGAAAAAGCCAAGGUUUUCACUAUUUUCUUUUUCAAAAAGUGGUAAAGCCCCAGAAGUUGAUGUCAGUGCUCAGGGUGUGACUGCUUCAAUUCCAGAAGGGAAGGUGGAACUAAAAGGAGGGGAAGUAGAUAUGAAACCACCAGAAUGUGAAGCAGAAAUAGACAGUCAAGGAAGCAAGUUUAAAAUGCCAAAGUUUGGAUUGACAAUGCCAAAGUUAACAGGGCCUGAAACUGAUUUAAGCUUAUCAAAGAAAGACGUAGAUGUAACACUACCAGAAGCCAACGCUGAAGUUCAACUCCCUGACAUUGAAGUAAAAGUACCUUCUGCCAAAGUGAAAAUUAAAGCUCCUGGAAUUGACAUUCUUACAAGUGUAGAAGUACCUGAUUUGGACAAAGACAUUAAAUUGGAUGGAGCAGAUUUAACAUUGCCAGCAGCAAAAGCUGAAGUCAAAAUCCCUGAUGUUGAAAUCAAAGAGCCCACAGGUUCAAUUUCAGUCUCACAGCCACCAGUGACAGAGGGUGAUGCCAAGUUGAGAAAGUCAAGCUGGACAUUGCCAAAAUUUUCAUUUUCAAAGACAAGCGCUGAGCCCGAUGAGGCUGAUCUUGAUGUCCUAAAAGUUGACGUGACAUUACCGGAGGCCAAAACAGAUGUACAUCUUCCAGAUAUUGACAUCAAGUUACCCAAAGUUGAAGCUGCCACUCCACAAGUCAGUGUAGAAGUACCAGAUUUGGACAAAGAUAUUAAACUGGAUGGAGCAGAUUUAACAUUACCAGAAGCAAAAGCUGAAGUCAAAAUCCCUGAUGUUGAAAUCAAAGAGCCCACAGGUUCAAUUUCAGUCUCACAGCCACCAGUUACAGAGGGUGAUGCCAAGUUGAGAAAGUCAAACUGGGCAUUCCCAAAAUUUUCAUUUUCAAAGACAAGUGCUAAGCCCACUGAGGCUGAUGUCAAACUUGAUGUCCCAAAAGUUGACGUGACAUUACCGGAGGCCAAAACCGAUGUACAGCUUUCAGAUAUCAACAUCAAACAAUCCUCAGGUAUUUCAACAGAGGAGGAACCUGCUACAGACCUUGAUGCAAAAUUGAAAAAGACACGGUUUUCCUUACCCAAAUUAUCGUUUUCAAAGCAAAGCACAAAACAGCCUGAAGUCGAUUUCAGUGUUCCAGAUGUUGACGUUUCUCUUCCAGAAGGAAAUGUGGAGGUCAAACAACCUGAAUUGGACCUUAAGGCACCAGAAGGUGAUGCAGAAUUAGAUGGAGAGGAAAACAAGUUUAAAAUGCCAGAGUUCGGCAUCUCAAAGCCAAAACUUAAAGGGCCUGAAAUUAAUUUAAGCUUAUCAAAGAAGGAUGUAGAUGUCACCCUACCAGAGUCUGAAGUUCAACUUCCAGAUGUUCAAACAGGUCAUGUUGAAGGAUCCCAAUCAGAAUUUAAAAUGCCGACAUUCACAUUACCCAAAUUUGGAACUAUUAUUCCAAAGGUCAGUGUGGAAGUACCUGAUGUAAAGAAAGACAUUCAAAUUGGAGGAGCAAAGCUGGGGGUAACUAAAGAGGGAGCUGCAGUGGAUGUUACAGCACCCAGCAUUGACACCGAAGGCCUAUCUGUAGAUGUGAAAGCUAAAGGAAUUGAGCUUGAGGGAUCAGGGAGCAAGUUUAAAAUGCCAAAGUUCGGUUUCCCUGUUCCUCAAGUCAAAGCUCCUGAAAUUGAUGUAAGCUUAUCAAAGAAAGAUGUUGAUGUAACACUACUAGAAGCCAAAGCUGAAGUUCAACUCCCCGACAUUGAAGUAAAAGUACCUUCUGCCAAAGUGGAAAUUAAAGCUCCUGGAAUUGACGUUCAGACAACUGAUGUUGAAGGAUCACCAUCAACAUUUAACAUGCCAACAUUCAAAAUACCCAAAUUUGGAGUUUCGAUUCCACAGGUCAGUGUAGAAGUACCUGAUUUGGACAAAGACAUUAAAGUGGAUGGAGCAGAUUUAACAUUACCAGAAGCAAAAGCUGAAGUAAAAAUCCCUGAUGUUGAAAUCAAAGAGCCCACAGCUUCAAUUUCAGUCUCACAGCCACCAGUGACAGAGGGUGAUGCCAAGUUGAGAAAGUCAAACUGGGCAUUCCCAAAAUUUUCAUUUUCAAAGACAAGUGCUAAGCCCACUGAGGCUGAUGUCAAACUUGAUGUCCCAAAAGUUGACGUGACAUUACCGGAGGCCAAAACAGAUGUACAGCUUCCAGAUAUCAACAUCAAACAAUCCUCAGGUAUUUCAACAGAGGAGGCACCUGCUACAGACCUUGAUGCCAAAUUGAAAAAGCCACGGUUUUCCUUACCCAAAUUAUCGUUUUCAAAGCAAAGCACAAAACAGCCUGAAGUCGAUUUCAGUGUUCCAGAUGUUGAUGUUUCUCUUCCAGAAGGAAAUGUGGAGGUCAAACAACCUGAAUUGGACCUUAAGGCACCAGAAGGUGAUGCAGAAUUAGAUGGACAUGAGAGCAAGUUUAAAAUGCCAGAGUUUGACAUCUCAAAGCCAAAACUUAAAGGGCCUGAAAUUAAUUUAAGCUUAUCAAAGAAGGAUGUAGAUGUCACCCUACCAGAGUCUGAAGUUCAACUUCCAGAUGUUCAAACAGGUCAUGUUGAAGGAUCCCAAUCAGAACUUAAAAUGCCGACAUUCACAUUACCCAAAUUUGGAACUAUUAUUCCAAAGGUCAGUGUGGAAGUACCUGAUGUAAAGAAAGACAUUCAAAUUGGAGGAGCAAAGAUGGGGGUAACUAAAGAGGGAGCUGCAGUGGAUGUUACAGCACCCAUCAUUGACACCGAAGGCCUAUCUGUAGAUGUGAAAACUAAAGGAAUUGAACAUGAGGGAAAGGGGAGCAAGUUUAAAAUGCCAAAUCUCGGUUUCUCUGUGCCUCAAGUCAAAGCUCCUGAAAUUGACUUAAGUUUAUCAAAGAAAGAUGUAGACGUAACACUACCAGAAGUUAAAGCUGAAGAACUUUCUGCCAAAGUGGAAAUUAAAGCUCCUGGAAUUGACGUUCAGACAACUGAUGUUGAAGGAUCACCAUCAACAUUUAAAAUGCCAACAUUCAAAUUACCCAAAUUUGGAGUUUCGAUUCCACAGGUCAAUGUAGAAGUACCUGAUUUGGACAAAGAUAUUAAAGUGGAUGGAGCAGAUUUAACAUUGCCAGCAGCAAAAGCUGAAGUCAAACUCCCUGAUGUUGAAAUCAAAGAGCCCACAGGUUCAAUUUCAGUCUCACAGCCACCAGUGACAGAGGGUGAUGCCAAGUUGAGAAAGUCAAGCUGGACAUUGCCAAAAUUUUCAUUUUCAAAGACAAGCGCUAAGCCCGAUGAGGCUGAUCUUGAUGUCCUAAAAGUUGACGUGACAUUACCGGAGGCCAAAACAGAUGUACAUCUUCCAGAUAUCGACAUCAAGUUACCCAAAGUUGAAGCUGCCACUCCACAAGUCAGUGUAGAAGUACCAGAUUUGGACAAAGAUAUUAAACUGGAUGGAGCAGAUUUAACAUUACCAGAAGCAAAAGCUGAAGUCAAAAUCCCUGAUGUUGAAAUCAAAGAGCCCACAGGUUCAAUUUCAGUCUCACAGCCACCAGUGACAGAGGGUGAUGCCAAAUUGAGAAAGUCAAGCUGGACAUUGCCAAAAUUUUCAUUUUCAAAGACAAGCGCUAAGCCCGAUGAGGCUGAUCUUGAUGUCCCAAAAGUUGACGUGACAUUACCGGAGGCCAAAACAGAUGUACAUCUUCCAGAUAUCGACAUCAAACAAACCUCAGGUAUUUCAACAGAGGAGGCACCUGCUACAGACCUUGAUGCCAAAUUGAAAAAGACACGGUUUUCCUUACCCAAAUUAUCGUUUUCCAAACAAGGUUCAAAAGAGCCUGAAGUGGAUUUCAGUGUUCUAGAUGUUGAUGUUUCUCUUCCAGAGGGAAAGUUGGAAGUCAAAAAACCUGAAGUGGAGAUUAAGGCAACAGAAGGUGAUGCAGAAUUAGAUGGACAGGAAAGCAAGUUUAAAAUGCCAAAGUUUGGUAUGUCAAAGCCUAAACUUAAUGUAAGUGUCUCAAAGAAAGAUUCAGAUGUCAAACUCCCAGAAGCUGAAGCUCAACUUCCAGAUGUUAAAAUGGAAAUUAAAGCUCCCGAACAUGAAGCUCCAACCGGUAAUGUUGAUGGAUCCCCAUCAAAAUUUAAAAUGCCAUCAUUCACAUUACCCAGAUUUGGAGCUUCUACUCCAAAUGUCAGUGUGGAUGUACCUGAUGUAAAGAAGGACAUUAAAAUUGAUGGAGAAGUUCAACUUCCAGAUGUUAAAAUGAAAAAAACAUCUGCUAAAAUGGAAGUUAAAGCUCCUGAAACUGAAACACAAAAAGGUAAUGUUGAAGGAUCUCCAUCAAAACUUAAAAUGCCGACAUUCACAUUACCCAAAUUUGGAGCUGCUGCACCAAAGGCCAGUGUGGAAGUACCUGAUGUAAACAAAGACAUUAAAAUUGAUGGAGCAAAGCAGGAGGUGCCUAAAGAGGGAGCUACAGUGGACGGUACAGCAUCUGGAAGCAAGUUUAAAAUGCCAAAGUUUGGCAUCUCAAUGACAAAAGCAAAAGGGGCUGAAAUUGAUUUAAGUUCAUCAAAGAAAGAUGUAGAGGUCCCCUUACCAGAAGCUAAAGCUAAACUUCCAAAUGUAAAAGUGAAACAGCCGUCUGCUAAAAUGGAGAUGAAAACUCCUGAAACUGAAGCUCAGACAGGUAAUGUUGAAGGAUCCCCAUCAAAACUUAAAAUGCCGACCUUCACAUUACCCAAAUUUGGAGCUGCUACUCCAAAAGUCAGUGUGGAUGUACCUGAUGUAAACAAAGACAGUAAAAUUGAUGGAGCAAAGCUGGAAAUAUCUAAAGAGGGAGCUACAGUGGACGGUACAGCAUCUGGGAGCAAGUUCAAAAUGCCAAAGUUCGGCAUCUCAAUGCCCAAAGUAAAAGAGACUGAAACUGAUUUAAGUUCAUCAAAGAAAGAUGUAGAGGUCCCCUUACCAAAGGCUAAAGCUGAUGUCAAACUGUUAGAUGUUAAAGUCAAACAACCUGAAGCUGCUGUUUCUGUACCUGAUGUACCAGUUGAGGAGGAGGCCAAGUUGAAGCAAUCAACCUGGGCAUUUCCAAGAUUUUCCUUUUCAAGGACAGGUGGCAAUGCCCCUGAUGUUGAUGUCAACCUUGAAACACCCAAAGUUGAUGUUACAUCAUCAGAAUCAAAAGCAGAGGUCUCUGUACCAGAUGUUGAAGUCAAAGGCCAUUCAAUAGAAGAGCCACCUGCAGAAGAACUUGAUGCAAUUUUGAAAAAACCUAGAUUUUCCCUGCCAAGAUUUUCUUUUUCAAAGUCAAGUGUUAAAGAACCUGAAGGAAGUGCUGAUCUUGCACAUGUUGAUGUUUCUCUUCCAGAAGGAGAAGUUAAAGUCAAACUGCCAGAAGUUCAAGCAGAGGUCAAACUCGCAGGAGUCAAAGAACUUUCAACAAAUGCAGAAAUUAAAACAUCAGAGACUGAGACUAAGUCAAAAGAUGUUGGGGGAUCACCAUUGAAAUUUAAAACGCCAAAAGUGAAAUUUGGAACUGAUAUAGACAAAGACACUGAAACAGAUGGAGCCAAAAUUAAGGACGAUGUCACUGUCAAUAUCACAGGUCCAAGUGUUGAUAUUAAAACGGAUGCGUCCAAAGCUGCAGUAUCAGAUUCUGAACCACCAAAGACUGAGACGGACAGUGUGGGUCUUGCCUCUCCAAGUAAAUUCAAAUUUUGGCUGAAUUUUUCCAAACCCAAACCUGAAGAUGAACAUGUCUCUGUUGACACAGAAGGUAAAGACAAUCAGCUAGAGAUUGAGGCCGAACCCACCAAAGGAGAGAGUAUAUCACCAAAAAUGACUUUGACAUCAUUUGGUGAGAUCCUCAAGAAUAUUGAUGUUGAAUUUGAUGUACCAAAAACAGAACAAGAGGAGGAAAACCUUGACAUCUCAAAGGAAGUUCAUGGAACAGAUGAACUCAAAAAGCAAGAGGCAAAGGGAAAGGAAACAAAUACCAAGCCAGAUACUACCAAAAGUGCUGAGAGGACAGGCUGGUUUAAAUUUCCCAGAUUUGGACUGUCAUCCCCAUCAGAACCUGCAAAGAUUUCCGAAAAAGACGAGCAAAAGGAUGAAAAGAGCCCAGUAGGGGAAACAGUGGAUGAGGAAAUAAGUCCCACCAUUUCUGUUCAGUCAUCAGACGCCUUUGCUGAUAUUAGCUCUGCAAUGACAAGUGAACAUGUUGGCCUGUCCUCAUCUUCCCCAACCAAGGUUACUGUCAAAUAUUCUGAUCCUAACUUUGCUACCGGCCUUGAAAAUGUGCAUGGUAACAUCAUUACUUCCACCACAAGGACUGGGAUGAUAUCAGUUGAGCCCAACUUACCUGAGAAAAUCACCAUUCUUUCAUCUUCAUCAGAAGACACGCUCAGACUGGAAUCAGGAAAAAUUCACAUCAUUACAUCAAACAUACAAGCAACCCCAGAAACACAGCAGGCCAGGCUUCUAACUGCUGCCCAAGUCCAGUCGGCUGGAGACCUUCCACUGCAAUCAGAAGGUACCGAGGCUGCAUCAUGGACUGUUGAAAAGUCACAGAGCAGCAGCAGAACAGUCUUUGAGAAACACUUAGUUAAGGAAACAUCAAGUGACGGCCAAGAAACAACUGUUAUAACUAAAGAAAUUACACACGUAUUUGACUCUGCUGAGCCCAUCUCAGAUGAGACAGCAACAUCUAUUCAACGACUGAGAGACACUGUGCACUCUGAGAAAAUGAAGUUUUUUGAUGGUGCCGGGAAAUGA
Molecule: messenger RNA, 13107 nt
Organism: Scomber scombrus (Atlantic mackerel)
Lineage: Eukaryota; Metazoa; Chordata; Actinopteri; Scombriformes; Scombridae
Product: neuroblast differentiation-associated protein AHNAK-like
Exons: 8
Coding region: 1-13107 (4368 amino acids)
Biological process (GO): regulation of RNA splicing
Cellular component (GO): nucleus; cytoplasm
Molecular function (GO): protein binding
Source: RefSeq, a predicted model, not a curated record